Procambarus clarkii (red swamp crayfish) is the source of this 666-nucleotide messenger RNA. The record is from RefSeq and is a predicted model, not a curated record. NCBI's taxonomy places the organism in Eukaryota, Metazoa, Arthropoda, Malacostraca, Decapoda, Cambaridae.
AUGCUCGGGUAUAGUCUAGCAUAUAUUCCUCAGCUGCACAGUGCUCUCAUAAUUCAGACCUGCCUCAUUAUUCAACAUGCUGAGGUCGAGCAUACACCAUAUCUUAGCCUUGAGCAGGUCAAGCAUACACCAGAUAUACACCAUGAGGAGGACGAGCAUACACCAGAUAUACACCAUGAGGAUGACGAGCAUACACCAGAUAUACACCAUGAGGAUGACGAGCAUACACCAGAUAUACACCAUGAGGAGGGCGAGCACACACCAGAUCUACACCAUGAGGAGGGCGAGCACACACCAGAUCUACACCAUGAGGAGGGCGAGCACACACCAGAUAUACACCAUGAGGAGGGCGAGCACACACCAGAUCUACACCAUGAGGAGGGCGAGCACACACCAGAUCUACACCAUGAGGAUGACGAGCAUACACCAGAUAUACACCAUGAGGAUGACGAGCAUACACCAGAUAUACACCAUGAGGAGGGCGAGCACACACCAGAUAUACAGCAUGAGGAGGGCGAGCACACACCAGAUAUACACCAUGAGGAGGGCGAGCACACACCAGAUAUACACCAUGAGGAGGGCGAGCACACACCAGAUAUACACCAUGAGGAGGGCGAGCACACACCAGAUAUACACCUUGUAUAUACCGCUCUUGGUUUCCUAUAA